This is a messenger RNA of Ananas comosus (pineapple), 1237 nucleotides long. Its product is annotated as aldo-keto reductase family 4 member C9-like. The coding region runs from base 81 to 1013 and encodes 310 amino acids. The transcript has 7 exons. NCBI's taxonomy places the organism in Eukaryota, Viridiplantae, Streptophyta, Magnoliopsida, Poales, Bromeliaceae. Gene Ontology annotation, cellular component: cytosol. The record is from RefSeq and is a predicted model, not a curated record. Gene Ontology annotation, molecular function: aldose reductase (NADPH) activity.
UUCCUCCACAUCUCCUCUCUCUCUCUCUCUCUCUCUCUCUCUGAGCUAGAAGCGAAAAUAAAAUAAAAUAAAAUAAAAAAAUGGCGAAGUACUUCACGCUAAACACCGGGGCGAAGAUCCCUUCCAUCGGCCUGGGCACCUACAGCGCCGCCCCCAACGUCGUCGGAGACGCCGUUAUCACCGCCGUUAAGGCUGGUUACCGACAUAUAGAUUGUGCCCGACUAUACAAGAAUGAGAAAGAGAUUGGCGACGCUCUAAAGAGCCUGUUUGAUGAUGGUGUAAUCAAGCGUGAAGAUCUGUUUAUCACCUCGAAACUUUGGUGCAGCGAUCUUGCCCCAGAAGAUGUACCGGAUGCAUUGGAUGCAACUUUAGCGGAUUUACAGCUCGACUAUAUAGAUCUUUAUCUUAUUCACUGGCCUUUUCGGAUGAAGAAGGGAACUAGUGAUUUUAUCCCCGAAAACUUUCUCGAGCUCGAUAUGCGCGCCACGUGGACGGCAAUGGAAGAACUAUACGAUUCCGGUAAAGCUCAUGCGAUCGGAGUGAGUAAUUUUUCUUCCAAGAAAUUGGGGGAUUUGCUUUCCACAGCACGCGUGCCUCCCGCCGUGAAUCAAGUGGAGUGCCACCCUUACUGGCAACAAGCUAAGCUCAGAUCAUUUUGCCAAUCGCAGGGUGUUCAUAUCUCUGCAUAUAGACCAUUAGGUCAACCAGGGUCGACGCAGAAAACCAAAAUCUUAACAAACCCCAUCCUACAAACAGCAGCAGAGAGUCUGGGCAAAACUCCCGCGCAAAUAGCUCUUCGCUGGGGCCUUCAGAUGGGUCAAAGUGUGCUUCCCAAGAGCACAAACGAGUCGAGGAUGAAGGAGAAUUUGGAUCUGUUUGAUUGGUCGAUUCCUGAAGACUUGCUUGCCGAGAUCAGUGAAAUCGAACAGGUUAAGCUAGUUCGGGGAGAUUGGUUUAUCCACCCUCAGAGCAUUUACAAAAGUGUCGAGGAGCUCUGGGAUGGCGAAAUCUAAGCACUUAGAUGAAUUGUUUUUAGUUAAAGUAAAAUAUUAAUGUGUGUUGCGUUUUUCAUAAAGGAGUACCACUUCUCCCUUUUCGGACGAUUGUUGUUUCUCACAGUUACCAUGUACACUUCCUUGUUGGUUUUAAUUGAAUUUAUAUGCAAUAUGUAUCAACUUUCUCAUAUAUUUCAUGUGUUUAAGUGAGUUGCAUGAUCCAGACACGUUUUUUAUGAUGA